Messenger RNA from Penicillium olsonii, 1275 nucleotides. NCBI's taxonomy places the organism in Eukaryota, Fungi, Ascomycota, Eurotiomycetes, Eurotiales, Aspergillaceae. The record is from the annotation of a GenBank genome assembly.
AUGGGUCUAUUCAAUUCCGCGCCGCGGGUGUUUCUCGCUGCCACGGCUCUUCGCUUGGUACUCCUGGUCUACGGGGGCUGGCAAGACGCACACUCCGCCGUGAAAUACACCGACAUCGACUACAUGGUUUUCACUGAUGCAGCACGCUACGUUGCCAAUGGAAAGUCACCUUACAUGCGUGACACCUAUCGCUACACGCCGCUUCUGGCGUGGAUGCUGGUCCCCACCGCAUGGGAAGCUCCCGCGCCGUGGUCAACGCUCACUUUCGCCUUCGGAAAAGCACUGUUUGCACUGUCCGACAUCCUAGCUGGGUGGCUUGUGGUGCAGCUUCUAACUCGAUGCUAUCGGUUUCCAACGGAGCGCGCGCUACGCUACGUUGCUGCUGUGUGGCUAUGGAAUCCCAUGGUGGCCAAUAUCAGUACACGGGGUAGCUCGGAAGGGCUGCUUGGCGUGCUUGUUGCGGCUCUAUUGUGGGCAACGUUGACAAAGAAUCCAAUCUUGGCUGGUCUCAUCUUGGGGCUUGCUGUGCACUUCAAGAUCUAUCCGUUCAUCUAUGGCGUGUCAAUUCUUUGGUGGUGGGACGCAGAGCGCGAUGGCUCCUCUUCUAUUGAAGCCGGUCUGCUUUCCAAAGCUCUAAGAUUCGUAACUCCCUCCCGGGUGAAAUUCGUCGUUGCAGCACUCGCUAGCUUCGUGGCCUUGAACACCGUCAUGUAUCUCCAAUAUGGCCAGCCGUUCCUUCAGCACACAUUCCUUCACCAUCUGACCCGCAUCGACCACCGCCACAAUUUCUCGCCAUACAGCACAUUACUAUACCUGUCUGCCGCGGGCGGUGCCGAGACUCGUUUCGAGGCGUUGGCCUUCAUUCCUCAAAUUGCUUUGGUGGUCCUCGCUCUUCCUCUUGUCUUAGCGAAGAAGAGCUUGACAACCACCAUGCUGGCGCAGACUUUCGCUUUUGUCACUUUUAACAAAGUCUGCACGAGCCAAUACUUCCUGUGGUACCUCGUACUCCUACCGUUCUAUCUUCCCUCUUCCUCACUCAUUGGGAAGCCCAAGAUGGGCAUUUCCGCAGCAAUUCUUUGGAUUCUUGGUCAGGCGUUAUGGCUGCACCAAGGCUACAACCUCGAGUUUUUAGGGCGGCCCUCCUUUGUCCCCGGCUUAUACCUCGCUGGUUUGUUCUUCUUUUGCGUGAAUGUGUGGAUCCUGGGCAUCAUCGUACAAGAUGGAAGCCAAUCAGUCGAAGAAAGCGAACUGGUCCAGAAGUCGAAGUCACCGUGA